AUUAAUGAUAGGUAAAGCCAACCAGUGGGCCAUGUAAACGAUACGGCAUGGGAAUUAUAGGAUUUGGAUUUGAUAGGGUCUUAACAACCUUACAAUCGGCUUAAAUUUCAUUCACGGUGUUUAAUUGUUAUGAAUUAGAUCAUUGAAGUUUGCUUUAAGCACCUACAGUAGUAUAUAAGAACAGUUGGAAUCAGAGAAUGUCUUAACUACUGCAGGAUUUUCAACGAACGGUUUUGUUUUUGUUUGGGCUAUUUUUCGCUCUAGAUAUUUAUCACCAACCGCGCGUGAUGGACCGGCCUCGUUCGACGGUGAGCACGAUGACGCACAUGACGGAGCGGACGGAAAGAACGCAUACGACGUCCAAUGUGACGGCACGCGCCACCCCAGUAACCCCCGCACACAAGUCCUGGACCGCAUACCAGGGACCAGUUCUUUACACAGGUCCGAGCGGCCUACGGGAUCAGCGCGUGCGGACUGGGCACGAGUUUCUCGUGACGGGCGAGAACGAGGCGUCAUCGGAGAUCACGAGCCAGAUGGGCUACCUGAACCGUGGCGCCCCGGGGCAGGCCUUCCCUAAAGCCAAGAACGGACAGGUCGGCGAGAUCGGCUGGCUGUAUGAUACACUCAAGGUCGUCAAGGGAAUUUAAACGUGUCCGCAAUGUUUUAUAACAUUUUUGUGUAUAAAGAUCUUGUUUUAUAAUUGGAUCUGAAAGUCAGUAUUAAUUGUAUACAGUGUUGCUCAGGUACACAUGUUGAAUGUAUGUUUGUAUUUCGUGAACACUGCAUUUAUAAACAAUCGUUUUGUCAUGUGUUCGUGUGUGUGUGUGUGUGCAUUCUAUUAUAAAAAAAAAUGUAAGUGUAUACUAUAGAUCUUUAUACUGUUAUAUCUUUGUUCUGUAUAGUAUAAUACUUUUGAAGUGAAAAUGGCAUUAUAUAGUUCUCACUAUAAGUCUUUGACAUACCUGUAUAUUUCUCUGUAGCAUCGUGUGAUGAAUGAAAUCAUUAUGCAUCAAGAUGCAUAACAUUGUCUAGUGAAUAUAUGAUAAGUAUGUCAGCCAUCAGGAUAUGCGUUUGUAGCAAAGAGUCAUAUUCAGCAUUUAUGUGCUGCGAGUUUCAUAAUCGCCUUAUAGGCGGUGAGGGAUUUUGAUGUGACAGUAGAGUAGUUCUAGAGUAGUCAGUAGAUAGUCGGUAGAAAGUCCCUAGCUAGUCAUUAGUGUAGCUCAGUAGUUCUAAAUAUCGUGUGUCGUGAUGUAGCUGUACAUAGUUUGCCGUGCAAGUAGCUAGUCAAACAGUAGUUUUGUAAUCAGUAGCUUAGUCAGUAGUAGUAGCCGUAGUUUAGUUGGUUUGCAGUGUUAGUAGAGUAGACCUGUGUGCUGUGGUGUGCUGGGUGCAGGGACUUACAGAAACCAUAUCACUCUUUGCUACAAAUAAUUUUUCCAUGUAAUAUAAUAAUGGUAUGAAAUAUGAUAUAUAAAAAUCAUAAACAAACUGAUAUUUGACUUCCCUUAAAACACAGCUAUUUUAUACGGGAACCUCCAGCAUGAUUCACUUGAUUAUGACUCCUAUGCUUUAUAUGACUGCCGAACUAUUUCCAUCCGCAAGUGUGUAUAUUAAGUUUGUCUUUGUUUUUAGUAAAGUUAUUUAGUAAACAUGCUUGUUUCCUUGUAUAGAUACUAAUUGUUGUUAAAUAUUUAUUUAGUCAUGUAGUAAAUAUAUAUUAGUUACUUUUUAUUGUUUUGUUUCACAUAGAUAGAUUUUAUUAAUUGAUAUUAUUAAUAAAAUAUUGU
Molecule: messenger RNA, 1787 nt
Organism: Mya arenaria
Lineage: Eukaryota; Metazoa; Mollusca; Bivalvia; Myida; Myidae
Exons: 3
Coding region: 288-647 (119 amino acids)
Source: RefSeq, a predicted model, not a curated record